Messenger RNA from Pocillopora verrucosa, 1918 nucleotides. Lineage: Eukaryota; Metazoa; Cnidaria; Anthozoa; Scleractinia; Pocilloporidae. The record is from RefSeq and is a predicted model, not a curated record.
UCAUUCAUAUCGUCAUGCUCAAAUACUUGGUAUUUCUCAAGUUGGUUUUGGUUUUUGUUCAGCACAAACUGAUAUUUGCAAUUCAGCCCACCACAAAGAACAACCAUGUUUUAGCCGGCCAUGUUUUUCAAGCCUUUACUGCAACAGACUGGUUCAACUGUCUACAAACCUGCCAUGAUGAUCCAAGAUGCAUCUCGUACAACUACCAGAGAUCGGCAGAAGCCAACGGUCUGUGUGAAUUGAAUGACUGUGGAGUUGAAGACUUUUGCGACAGAGAAGGGUCUAUCUUUUACUCCCCAGGAUUUGUGUUUCAGCAGAUAAGGACGAGUAAAACUGACGAGUGUGCCGCUUCACAGAAGGAAAACAUCUGCGCAUUGAAUGACUCAGUUCCCACGAUUCCGCCUCAAAAUGUUAAAGAGGUGAACAAGACGAUAACCAGUCUUUUCAUCACGUGGGAUGUUGUACCAACCAAUCAGAAUCUCGAACUGAUCCCAGAAUAUAAAGUGAUUUACUCCUUAAAGUCCGGUAAGAAGGACAUUCAUGGGAGUGAGGUUACAGCUUCCACGGUUUAUAUCAACCUUACAGGGUUAAAAAUACACAGAAAGUACAACAUAACAGUGUUAGCAUUCAAUCAAUGUGGGGAUGGUCCUUCCAGCGCGAUGCUUUCAGCAAAGACAGACGAAGACAGACCCAAAGCAGCACCCCAAAAUUUAUCAGCCGAGAGAAAGAACUCAACAAGCAUAUUGGUCAGUUGGGAUAGAGUACCAAAUGGUAAACGAGAUGGGACAAUCAUAAGUUACAGGGUGAAUUAUACCCGAUCAAAGGAGGGAGCAGAAAGAAUGAGUAAAGAAGUAGACAAAGCAAAGCGGUUACUCUUGUUGACAAACUUAGAGGCGGAUUCAGAAUACGCAAUAACAGUGUCGGCGUCAACUAGUAAAGGGUACGGACCGGCCAGUGAACCUGUUAAGUUUCACGGCACAGACUGGUUCAACUGUCUUCAAGCUUGUCACGAUGAACCAAGUUGCGUCUCGUACAGCUACCAGAGGUCUGAAAACGCUAACGGUCUGUGUGAAUUGAAUGAUUGUGGAUUUGAAGACUUGUGCAACAGAGAUAAGUUCCUUACUUACUCGAAGGGCUUCGUUUUCCAGCAGAUAAAAACAAUUAUAAAGAAGGUUAACGGGUGUUUACCUUCCCACGGUAAAAACAGUUGCAUUUCGGAUAGAUCAGUUCCCAGGACUUCUCCAAAAAAUGUCACGAUGGUAAACAAAACGUACAAGAGCAUUUUUAUCACAUGGGAUGCUGUGCCAACGAAUCAGACAAAUGACGAAAUUUUCGGAUAUGAAGUAGAAUAUUCGAUAAUAGAAGGAGGUCAACCGGCAUGGGAGAAAAGAAAAGUGUUUAGUGUUCCCGACGUACAUUUCAACCUUACAGGAUUAAUUGUGAACAGAAGGUACGAAAUCAAAGUGCGGGCCUACAACCAGUGUGGGAAUGGUCCGUCAAGUGAGGUCCUCUGGGUAAAAACAGACGAGAGAAGGCCUAAGGUGGCGCCUCCAAAUAUUAGCGCAGUGAGAGUGAAUUCGUCCUGUGUACUGGUCUCCUGGGAAAGGAUACCCGAUGGUAAACGACGGGGCUUGAUACAGAAAUACAGAGUAAAUAUUACAUCAAAGAUCCCCAACGAAACAACAAGUCGCGAAGUACAAGCGCCAACACAGUAUCUGGAGAUCGUUGGCAUAAAUGUGGACUCAAAAUUUACCAUUACUGUGGAGGCUGCAAAUAGCAAAGGAUUUGGACCAGUCAGUGAGCCUGUUAAUAUAACUGCUGUUCCGUAACAACAUCCUUGGAACAAUUUACGAUACCAAACGUGAUGAUCUGUGAAAUUUUUUUAAUGUACAGGGUACAAUAAAGGAAUUAUCGCCAA